ACUAUGAUCCCUAUACCAUUUUCAGGGUUUCAUACAUCUAUCUAUAUCCUAUUCAUUCGAUUACUAAUUAGUAAUAUACGUACUUCUGUAAUAAUAUAUGAUGUAAAAAUAAGUCGUAAGUAAUUUAUAAGUAAUAAUAAGCAGUCUCAAAGUAUUCCCUGACGAGUCACCCUUGCCCCCUCCUAUAAAUUUUAACCCUACAUCCGAGAUCAGAGUGAGUUCGCGGCAAUCGGUAUAAUGACCACGUAAAGAUGUGUCGUUUGCGAGCAAACAGAUCUUAUUGAACGGGUCACACUUUUGAACGAACCUUGUGAUCGUAAAAAUAUAAAGUCGUUAAUUCAUUUAAUUUCGUUUUGUUCGCAUAUAGACUGUUGUUACAGCGUAGUUAUCAUUUCAAUAACAUUUUACAAAUCGCGUAAUUCAGUUAUGAUUUUAUCACGAAAUAGAUUGAAUGCGUUUCAUUUGCAUUCCAAAAUCAAAAUAAAAUUAAUUCUGUUCGUUUAAGCGUACGAAAUUUUACGGAACGAAUGAAAACGAUUGAUCCAAUAGAUCUUUGUCCGGUUCUAUGUAGUAGUUAUUAUGUUUUAGUUCCAUGAAAAUAACGAUAUGAACCAAACAUGUUUUGAAUGACCGUUCCGAACAAAUCCAAACGAACGGAAUCGAUCAAAUGACUCGUUUUGUCCCAACAUACCGCGCUUAGCGAACGGCGUGCGUACGAGCAGACAAAAACGUCGACAAGCGGACAGAAGGGAACGAGGGGACGCUCGCGGCCAUCGAUGCGUUCUAUUUAUAUCGGGGGAAACGGUUAACCGACGACUCGUCGGUCCAGUCGUGCCGGAUGGCGCGCGAUAAUUAUACCGGCGGAGGAAGAGAUAGUAAAUGCGUCCAUCCCGAGAACCGGACGUACGCGAAUCCGUGAACUCCCCCGGACGACGGGAACGCGUCUCUAACGUCUGGACGACCGACGGCAAGAAAUAAUACGAAAUCCCGACAGUGACGGUACACGCGCGCGAGAGUGGCACCUCUGUAAGGUGUACGGAUUUCCGCGGCGAUUCGCUCCAUUUUCGGCCGUCCACCCGCCUCCGGCCUACCGCGCUCGUUUCCGCUACGGGGGCCCACCAGUCAUUUUGCGCCUCGUCGUUCCGACAUCGCACCGUGUACCAAGUCGAAUCCAAAAUGGCUACUAUUGCCCAAUAGUGUGAAACGUUAUUAACCGUUAAAAGUUAUAAUAAUAUAUCGUCGCUUCUCCGAGAACUCGCAAACGUACAAUUACACAAGCAAAAGCUCACACGCGUACGUAAGCUCACGAACUGCACUAAGAGACCGCGGCCCUGUGCCACCAUUUCCCAGCCUUACAGGUUUAUCGUCACUUGUUUCCUUUUAUUUAUCCGCCGUUGGAAUGGCUCCGAAAAGAAAAGCAGCACCGAAGACCAAAGUUGCUGCCGAGCCCGAAACGCUACCGGACCUGUCCGGCAUCACGAUCAGGCGAACCUUGAAGAACGAUGAUACAAAGAAAGAUGAAGAAUCAGAAUUAUCUAUUGAAAAUUUGAAUUCUACUGUAUUAAUUGAAAAAAUGAAAGAUUUUUCAAAUCCUGCUGAAAUAAUUGAAUCAGAUAAUUCUGGUAAUCAAUUGAUGGAAGAGGAGCCUAAAAAAAUAUCAGUAAAAAAGACAGCUAUCAAAGGAAAAUCCAAGCUCUCUAAAGAUGUAAAGGAAGAUGUGAGGAUUUUAAGAGGCCGAACUAGAGCAUCUAGUGUUGAUAGACAACCUAUUUUUACAGCUUUAGAAAAAAAAACUGUGGGUAAAAGUAGAAAAAGACGUGUUGAUAAAGAUAUAUCUCCGGAUGCAUCUGAUAUGUCAAAACCUAUAGUAUCCAAUAAAGUAACUAAAAGAAACCGUAGAGCAGCUAGUGUUGACAUAUUGUCAACAGAAAUUUCAAAAACAUCUGAAGAUACUAUUGUAACUAAAGAUAGACAACAGACAAACAAAAAAAAUGUUGUUAAAGAAAUUGAAUCGAAAUCGCCAGACACUUCAGAGCAUAAAGAAUUUGAUAACAAAUCUAAAAAAAAAAUUAAAAAAAAUGAUGAAAAAAAACAGUUAUUAACUCAAGAAAAUAAUGCUAAUUCACACGAUGCGUUACCACAGGAAACUAAACCCAAACGAAAUGCUAAAAAAGAUCAAAUUGACAAACAAGAGCAAAAUAAUAAAGAACUGACUACAAAAAAAACUGGUAGAAACCGUAAAGCUCCGAAGGUCAAACAGAUUGAUGAUUUAGAAAAAGAACUUAUCUUACAAAAACAAAAUUCACCAACUGAAGAAGCGAUUAGAAAUAAUAAUUCAGAUGAUAGUGAAAUAUUACUUGAUUCUCCAGAACAAAAUUGUUUAGAGCCAAUUACCAAGAAAUCAAGUAAAACCCAAAAAGCUUCAAAAGUAAAACAGAUUGAUGAAGUAAAUAGAGAAUUAAUCAUAAAAAAACAAAAGUCUCCACCUAAAGAGGAAUUGAUCUUAAAAAAACAAAAAUCACCACCCAAGGAGGAAUUAAUCAUAAAAAAACAAAAGUCACCACCCAAAGAGGAAUUAAUCUUAAAAAAACCAAACUCAUCACCUAAUGAGGAAUCCAUUAAAAAUAUUAAUUCAGGUGAUUCUGAUGUUAUACUUGAAACACCUGAAAUCAAGCCGAAAAAAGGGGUAAAAAAAGUAAAAACUAAUGGUGAACAAAAAGAUGCUUUAGAUAAACCGAAAAUAUCAAAACGGGGUCGAAAAAAUAAAAAUGAAAUUUCGGAAGAACCACUUAAUUGCACUCCACCUAAUGACAAUGAUGUGGAAGAUAAAACUGAUAUUAUACUUCCCGACACUCCCGAGUCAGAUAAAACUGACAUCAAGCCUAUGGUGAAGCGCAAAACUAAAGCUAAGCUUGCUAAAAAGUAAAUAUUAAAUUAAAAAAUAAGAUCAUUUUUUAAAUGUUAAUUA
Messenger RNA from Sipha flava (yellow sugarcane aphid), 2968 nucleotides. Its product is annotated as transcriptional regulator ATRX homolog. The record is from RefSeq and is a predicted model, not a curated record. Lineage: Eukaryota; Metazoa; Arthropoda; Insecta; Hemiptera; Aphididae. The transcript has 4 exons. Bases 1400 to 2926 code for a protein of 508 amino acids.